GCGCCGCAGUCAAUCAGCUGUUGAGGCAACUGCUGACUACCUCGGAACAAGGGUUGCUCGUUUGACAUUUCUAAACCUAGACGAGACAAUCUGAAAUAUAUUCAUCCUCCGAUUCCCCAAAGGGUGAACAAUCAAGCUCUUCAAAACAUGCAGGAUGAUUUACUGAUGGACAAAACCACAGCCCAGUCUCACCAUCAGCAAGACCCGACGCAAAUAGACCCUCCUCCCUCCUCUAGUACCCCCCCGGCCCUGUCAUUGGAGCCCUCGUCCUCAUCAUCGGAGUCUGAAAGUCCGUUGACCGGGAGCAGCACCGCGGACAAAUUGUCGAUGGAGUCACCGAUCCUGCCAGGGUUGAACUUCCACCAGCAGCCACAGGAGACCGAAAGUCUCAUUUCCUCCCCGUCCACCUCCUUCGGGAGUACUUGGUCCACUGGAAACACUAACAUCGUGGACGAAAGUUUUUUCCAGGGAAUACCCUCCGUUAACGGGACGAUGCUUUUCCAAAACUUCCCCCACCACGUCAACGCGGUUUUCGGGGGUAAUUUCUCGCCCCAGAUGGGACUCGCCCCCCAGUCUCAACAGCAUCAACAAUCGGCGCAGCAGCCACAGCAGAGAAGAUCACCCCUCAGCCCCAACCAGGGCCCCCUCCCGCAGAGACACGCUUAUCAGACCAUUAUGAACGCCGCGAAAGGGUCGUCUUCCUCCGUAUCGUCACCGGCGUGGAAUAAUCACCAAAACAGCGGGUGGAGCACCGGCUCUAACCACCCUUGGAGUGCUUUGCAGGCAGGCAGGGACCCACGCAGAGCGGUGGGCGUCGGUGUUGGAGUUCCCUCUCCGGUGAGCCCAAUUUCCCCCAUGAAAAAAACUUACGGCAGCAAUGUUAUUGCGCCCCCAAAAUUUCCGAGACCAAGUCCGCUCGCCCCCAAAACUUGGGAUGAGGACGGUGCCUUCAGGACUGACAGCAAUAUACUACCUUUCCAGGACCGGAAUCGGCCCUUUGACGCAUUUAGCUUGCACUCUUUGGAGAAUUCCUUAAUGGAUAUGAUAAGGACUGACCAUGACAAAGGUAAAGCUCACCCUGCUGAUGGGCCACCAAUGACUAUCGCUGAUAUUUUGUGGAGGAAUCAUUUUGCAGGGCAUAUGGGCAUUAACUUCCAUCAUCCUGGAGCCCAACAUAUCAUGCCCCUGAACACCCGGAGCUUUGGCCGCAGAAGAGGUCGUUCUUACCUUUUUCCCUUUGAAGAUGGCUUCCUUGACGAUGGCCAUAGUGACCUCUCCAUGACCCCUGGCCUGAACUCUCCAACCCGUUGUCAGAACGGAGAGAGGAUGGAGCGCUACUCCCGCAAGGUCUUUGUUGGAGGCCUACCCCCAGAUAUAGAUGAAGAUGAGAUCACCAACAGUUUCCGUCGCUAUGGACACCUGGUGGUCGACUGGCCCCACAAAGCUGAGAGCAAAUCCUACUUCCCGCCGAAAGGUUAUGCCUUCCUGCUGUUCCAAGAGGAGACUUCUGUUCAGGCCUUGAUUGAUGCCUGCAUCGAGGAGGACAGUAAGCUCUACCUGUGCGUGUCCAGUCCCACCAUCAAAGACAAACCGGUCCAGAUCCGUCCCUGGAACUUGAGUGACAGUGACUUUGUCAUGGAUGGCUCCCAGCCUUUGGACCCCCGCAAGACCAUCUUUGUAGGGGGAGUGCCCCGGCCUCUGCGUGCAGUGGAGCUGGCUAUGAUCAUGGAUCGGCUGUACGGUGGUGUUUGCUACGCCGGCAUUGACACUGACCCAGAGCUCAAAUAUCCCAAGGGGGCCGGCCGUGUGGCCUUCUCCAAUCAGCAGAGCUAUAUUGCCGCCAUCAGCGCUCGCUUCGUUCAGCUGCAGCACAAUGACAUUGACAAAAGGGUGGAGGUGAAGCCGUAUGUGCUUGACGAUCAGAUGUGUGAUGAGUGCCAGGGGGCGCGCUGUGGGGGGAAGUUCGCCCCCUUCUUCUGCGCCAACGUCACAUGUCUGCAGUACUAUUGCGAGUACUGCUGGGCCAGCAUUCACUCGCGAGCAGGCCGAGAGUUCCACAAGCCACUUGUGAAAGAGGGGGGUGACCGCCCUCGACACGUGUCCUUCCGCUGGAGCUGAGUCAUAUGUCUGCCUGACCAUCCCAUCCUCAGAUACAUACAAAAAAAAA
This is a messenger RNA of Hippocampus comes (tiger tail seahorse), 2167 nucleotides long. RefSeq names its product cytoplasmic polyadenylation element binding protein 3 (gene cpeb3). Gene Ontology annotation, biological process: negative regulation of cytoplasmic translation. NCBI's taxonomy places the organism in Eukaryota, Metazoa, Chordata, Actinopteri, Syngnathiformes, Syngnathidae. Bases 148 to 2118 code for a protein of 656 amino acids. Gene Ontology annotation, molecular function: translation factor activity, RNA binding; mRNA regulatory element binding translation repressor activity; mRNA 3'-UTR binding. The record is from RefSeq and is a predicted model, not a curated record. Gene Ontology annotation, cellular component: synapse; neuron projection; nucleus. The transcript is spliced from 11 exons.